Podarcis raffonei (Aeolian wall lizard) is the source of this 1901-nucleotide messenger RNA. It is a transcript of the gene FAM174B, whose product is annotated as family with sequence similarity 174 member B. Lineage: Eukaryota; Metazoa; Chordata; Lepidosauria; Squamata; Lacertidae. The transcript is spliced from 4 exons. The record is from RefSeq and is a predicted model, not a curated record. The coding region runs from base 324 to 806 and encodes 160 amino acids.
AAAGAAACCGUGACGGAGGCGGGGAGGGGCAAUUCUGUAUCUUCUCGUGCCGUGAUGACUCGGCACUGCAGGCCGCAAGGAGCGCGGCGGAAGCCCUCUGCACUUGCGCAGGGGCCCUCUUGGCGCCCAGGCCCAUCUGCUGCCCGCGCCUUCCUGGCCUCGGCGGCUCCUCCUCUGCCCGCCCCUCCGCGUGCCCUGAUCCGGCUCAUCGGGGACGAGAAGCGGUGGGAGGCCGGGCAGCAGGCGGAAGCGAGGAGGAAAGGACGCGCAGCGGCGCCGGCCAGCAGCUGCGUCCGCCUCUGCCUGCUCCUCUCCUGGCCACCAUGCGCACCUUCCCGGGCGCCGUGGCGGCCCUGCUCGGGCUCUCGCUCCUGCUCGUCUUGCCCGCCUUGGCCGCCGUGGCUCCUCCGCCCAGCGUCGCCGCUGCUGCCGCCGCCUCCUCCUCGGGCUCCAGCACCAACAGCUCGGGACUCUCGGAGCCGCCGGCCGCGAACCGCAGCGAGGGCGCCCAGCGGAGCCCCAUGUGGGCUUUGCUGCGGGACUUGCCUGCGCUCAAGGCCGCCGUCAUCGGGGCUUGCGCCGCCAGCGUGGGGCUCAUCGCCUGCCUGCUCCUCCGCGUCCUCAGGUCUGGCAGGAAGAUUAAAAAAACCCGCAAGUAUGACAUCAUCACAACUCCAGCAGAACGGGUAGAAAUGGCCCCCUUAAAUGAAGAUGAUGAGGAUGAUGAAGAUUCCACAGUGUUUGAUAUAAAAUAUAGACCAAAGAAGAGUUCUGGAGAACUUGAAAAGUUGCUCACAACUUUGUGAGGGUUCGGUUGGUCCUAACAAAGGUGAGGCUGUUGCACAAGGCUCAUCAGGAUGGAGGUCUCCUGUCAAGAACCUUGCAAGAACCUUGGCAACAGAGGGGAGAAGGAAGACAGAAUCUUAGCAUCAACAAAACUUACAGUUUUCCACUGUUCCAAAUAUAUAUACAUACAUGAUUUAUGAAGGAUUUUGACAGGAGACAGCUGAGCAUCAGGCAUAUACAUUACUACUACGUUCCUGGGUACCAGGUUGGAAGAACUGGAGGUGCUUUUCCUUCUGGACUGCUUUUCAACUGGAAGAAACCCCCCUCUCUUUUUGUUUUGUUACAGAUCUGGUUACCUGCAACGUUUGUAGGCCAACCCAGAGCCCUAGUUAUUAGGAGUGCCAGUUUUGUUCAAAGGCACCCAGGCUAACCAACAAACUCUCUGCUCAGAAGCGCUAAACUUAGAUGGAUGGUUGUUCUCCAUGGCAACUAAAACGCCUGGCAUUGUGUGGUUCUGGGUUGUAGCAACCUCUGCUCAUCUCACGGAAGCUCAGGACUUGUGCAAACUCUGCUGAAUUGAUUGAACCUGUGUAUUGAUGUGUGAAUGUGUGUGUGUUUUGCUUUUUGUGGGUGAGACGUGGGCCGCUGUGAUGACUUGCUACUACUACUGAUAACAAUUGCACUAAUCAUCUGCUCUUGCAAUAAGGCUCCCUGCCUUCUCUCUAAGGGGAUAUCUCCACAAUCCUCUGGGGAGGGCAAACUCUGAGAAGCAGGGGGAGAAAAACCCAGCCAGUUCAGGAGGAAAGGAAAGAUCUUUUUUGGCAGCCCCUUGCUCCUCUUUCCCGAUUCCAGAGGAAGUCAAACCUUACUGCCGGGGGGGGGGGCUCACCUGUGACCCUGUGGAUGUUGUUCUGACCGUUGGCUGUGCUGGCUGGGGCUAAAGGGAGUUGGGAGUCCAGUAACCUCUGGAGAACUGCAGGUUCCCCAUUCCUGCCUUACACCGAGUGCUGUUUUGUGUCUGUGUCUCCCUCUGCCUGUGAGUCGCCUCUCUCUCACCUCCUCUAUUGUAUUUCACGACAAUCUGCAGUGAGGCUAUUAAAGAGCAAUUAGGAUAA